Messenger RNA from Pecten maximus, 1164 nucleotides. Its product is annotated as coiled-coil domain-containing protein 1-like. The record is from RefSeq and is a predicted model, not a curated record. Lineage: Eukaryota; Metazoa; Mollusca; Bivalvia; Pectinida; Pectinidae. The transcript is spliced from 2 exons. The coding region runs from base 1 to 1164 and encodes 387 amino acids.
AUGGUCCUUGGUGGUUUAGAAGGGGUUUACCUUGACCUCACGGUUAAGGAUGGCCCUGGUGGUUUAGAAGGGGUUUACCUUGACUUCACGGUUAAGGAUGACCCUGGUGGUUUAGAAGAGGUUUACCUUGACUUCACGACUGGUUAUGCUCCGAGUGCUAUCAUUACGCUAUACGACAAACACAAGACUAACGAUGUUACACGUGACAUCAUUGUAGACGACAACCUCAAGACUGACGAUGAUACAGGUGACACCAUUCUAGACGACAAACUCAAGACUGACGAUGAUACAGGUGACAUCAUUCUAGACGACAAACUCAAGACUGACGAUGAUACAGGUGACACCAUUGUAGACGGCAAACUCAAGACUGACGAUGUUACAGGUGACAUCAUUCUAGACGACAAACUCAAGACUGACGAUGAUACAGGUGACAUCAUUCUAGACGACAAACCCAAGACUGACGAUGAUACAGGUGACAUCAUUCUAGACGACAACCUCAAGACUGACGAUGAUACAGGUGACAUCAUUGUAGACGACAAACUCAAGACUGACGAUGUUACAAGUGACAUCAUUCUAGACGACAAACUCAAGACUGACGAUGAUACAGGUGACAUCAUUCUAGACGACGCACUAAUGACUGACGACGAUACAGGUGACAUCAUUCUAGACGACAAACUCAAGACUGACGAUGAUACAGGUGACAUCAUUCUAGACGACAAACUCAAGACUGACGAUGAUACAGGUGACAUCAUUCUAGACGACAAACACAAGACUGACGAUGAUACAGGUGACAUCAUUGUAGACGACAAACUCAAGACUGACGAUGAUACAAGUGACAUCAUUCUAGACGACAAACACAAGACUGACGAUGAUACAGGUGACAUCAUUCUAGACGACAAACUCAAGACUGACGACGAUACAGGUGACAUCAUUGUAGACGACAAACACAAGACUGACGAUGAUACAGGUGACACCAUUGCAGACGACAAACUCAAGACGGACGAUGAUACAAGUGACAUCAUUCUAGACGACGCACUAAUGACUGACGAUGAUACAGAUGACAUCAUUCUAGACGACAAACUCCAGACCGACGAUGAUACAGUGACAACAUUGUAUGACAUCAGGUGUCAUCAUUGUAUGACAUCGGAUGCCAUCAAUGUAUGA